Molecule: messenger RNA, 2087 nt
Organism: Xiphias gladius (swordfish)
Lineage: Eukaryota; Metazoa; Chordata; Actinopteri; Istiophoriformes; Xiphiidae
Gene: trnt1
Product: tRNA nucleotidyl transferase, CCA-adding, 1
Exons: 8
Coding region: 143-1426 (427 amino acids)
Biological process (GO): RNA processing
Molecular function (GO): RNA binding; nucleotidyltransferase activity
Source: RefSeq, a predicted model, not a curated record
UCAGUAACCGCACGUUAUCGAAACACUUCCUGCCUGCGACGCUCCACGGCUGACGGCAGAAUGACAUUAUGAGGCGAUAACUGCGUUGUAUGCUCGUAAACUCUUCUGUUUAAGUUUCAUUCACUCCCGUCUGACAUAUCUAAUGUGGAGCACAAUACUGAGCCCUCGUGUGAUUGGUAGAACGGGUUUCUAUUGGAGGAGUCUGUACACUAUGCAGCUGAAGACCAGUGAGUUCCAGUCUCUGUUCACUGAUGGACUGAACGGACUAGCAGAGCUGUUUGAGAAGCACCAGCAUGAGCUGAGGAUAGCCGGAGGUGCUGUACGGGACCUGCUGUCUGGGAAGCGGCCUGAAGAUGUGGACUUUGCCACAACAGCCACUCCGGAGGAGAUGAAGCGCAUGUUUCAAACCGCAGGCAUCAGGAUGAUCAACAAUAAAGGAGAGAAGCAUGGGACCAUUACAGCGAGGCUACACAAUGAGAACUUUGAGGUGACCACGCUGAGAGUGGAUGUUCAGACGGAUGGACGUCACGCGGAGGUGGAAUUCACCACUGACUGGCUGAAAGACGCCGAGCGGAGAGACCUCACCAUCAACUCCAUGUUUUUAGGUCUUGAUGGCACAUUAUAUGACUAUUUCAAAGGAUAUGAGGACCUGCAGAACCGUAAAGUUCGGUUUGUUGGCAGCGCUGAGCAAAGAAUCCAAGAAGACUACCUGAGAGUACUGCGAUACUUCAGGUUCUACGGCAGGGUGGCUUCGGAGCCUGGUGACCACGAACCUGAGACGCUGAGCGCCAUCAGGGAAAACGGCUGCGGACUGGCCGCAAUAUCAGGAGAACGAAUUUGGGUGGAACUAAAAAAGAUGGUGGUUGGUAACCAUGCUGCUCAUCUGCUGGAGCUGAUGUACAGGCUGGAACUGGCCCAGUACAUAGGUUUACCGCCAGAUGGCGAUGUUGAGGAGAUGAAGCAAGUGUGGCGGAAUGCCAAAGACCAGUCUCCCAAACCCAUGACCAUCCUGGCUUCUCUCUUCCACUGCCCGCAGGAGGUGGAAAAGAUGGACAUCCGACUGAAGGUGUCCAGGGAGGAGAAGAAUCUGGCUCUGUUCCUGGUCAAACACAGACGGGAGCUCCGCAAGAGCGAAGACAAGCCAGACAGCCUCAAACCCUUCACUGACUUCAUCAUUGACAGCCGGGAGCUGGAUUCUCAGAGUAAAGUAUGCGAGCUGUUGAAGUAUCAAGGUGAGAAGAAGCUGCUGGCAGACCUCCACAGAUGGUCCAUCCCUCGUUUCCCCAUCAGCGGUCAUGAUCUGAGGAGGAUGGGUGUCACGUCAGGCAAGGAGAUAGGGACUACCUUACAGAAGCUGCGUGACAUUUGGAAGAAAAGUCAUUAUCAGAUGGACAAAGAUGAACUACUCAGUUAUGUAAAGUCUUAAAUGAACAGAAAAGAAGAGGUGUUUUUGUGUCAGAUGACAAUAAUAGUCUGGACACUUGACACUAACUGUGCUGCUCACAGGUAUUGAUUGAGCACACUGAUGCAUAUUGUUGACAAAGGUCCUCACAAGAGCUGAGACAUGCACACCCGCUGACGAAUGCAUUUUCAUUCUAAAUUACCCCACUUCUGUUCAUCUGCAUCGCCGUUUUAAUUUGAAGAGAUCUCACACAAUAUGUUCUCAGCAUCGCAGCUGCCACCUUAUGGGAAAAUGUGUAAUGAACAGUGGCAGCUGAAUUCACCAUAUGUGUUAUUCCAGAGCCCUGCUGUUUACGCACUCAGAUAAACGGCUGCUACUACACUGAUGCUCCGCCAAUAAACCACUUAACCUUGCCGCUCAUUCACUGGUUGGACUGGUGUGAUGAAGGAAGACGAAAAAUGGAGGUAGAAAUCUGUGAUGAAUAGUGAAAUAAAAUCUCGGCCCUGUCACUGUAGAAAACCGUUAUUUUCAUUGUUAAAACUAAUGGACAGCAGAGGUUUGUUUGUGAUAGUUGGUUUUCUCAUACGUUUAACUGCAGUUAUAUAUGGUUUCUUUGUUUUUAAGUGAAGAAAAUGUGUUCUAUCAAAAAGGUUAUACUUUUUAAUUAAAGACACUGACGUGGUGA